AUGUCCAAGAAAGCAGUGCUCGUUGCUGCGUCGUCGUCGCUCUCUCCACUUCCCCAUGACACCCACCUCGCUCCGUUUGGCCACGUAGUUGUUGUCCCCACGACCACCCCCGUCCUCCGACCAACGGACUCGGCCAUGUCCCGACUGGAAGCGUUAGAAUCUGUCGCGGGGUUUGUGUAUUUGGUAUUCACGGUCGUGUGGGGUGGCAUGUACGUAAUAAUGCUCGAGCCGAGCUUGGCCAACGACAUGUGGUGGCCGCAUUUCAACUCGACAGGCCCCCAAACGUACCUGGGCGACCUCUGCAGCCGCCACUUGGCAAACGCACCCAACCACGUGGCGUUCGACUUGUUUUCCAAGCACAACGCAAUCCUGAAAGACUACAGCCCGGCAGCGACGACGAUGGAGCUGAGCGCAGUGUACCCCCGUAUGCUCAUGAUGCAGUCGACCACCGACCUCCCCGACGUGAUUGCUGGCAUGCACUUGACGUCGCUAACCAACAACGUUCGCAUGUACACGCAGUAUUGCUGGGCAGACUUUGACAAGCGCUUCGAGUUGGCGCACACGGCGCUCCGGCAGGCGCGGUGUCUGAAGAACGACGGCGACAACGCCGCCGUGCACCUCGAAGCGAUGCUGCGAAACGUCGAGUGGUCCGCCAUGGUCAAUACGUUCGGGGGCAUCGACGGUGUAUUUGACGUUGUGGUUGCCUCUGGUGUGCGCGAAUUUCCGGGCGGCGCGGCCUGGCUCGUGUCUGUGCAAAAUGCAUUUGUGGACAUCCCCACCGAAGUAACGUACUGGCUGAGCAAGGGCGUGCCGAGGUGGCAGCUCUUGUGGCACAACGCGUGGCAACCGGGCGUUGACGAGACCAUCACCGUGGCGAACGCACUCGGCAUGCAGCAAAACGUCGCCGUCAAAAAGAUGCCGUAUCUCCACCGGGGCUCGGCGUGGACGUCUAUUGCCCUGUACUACGGGUUCUGGAACGAACUCAACUAUGGGUACUUGGCCAAGUACUCACUCGUCCGCGGGUCCUCGACCAGGUUAGCCGUCAACGACUCGAAAUUUCAAGGGUAUGGUGUGGCGUCCCCCACUACCGCCAGCGCCGCGUGGCAGUCGCUGUUUGGCCCGUACGGGUCGAUCGAUACAAAGUAUGUCGACGUGCCACCGGCCCUGCUGACGGCGGUGACGGGGGUCCGGGAUGCGUGGACGCUGCUCCUGCUCGCCGAUCCGUCCCUGCUACCCCCUGCGUCCGUCCUAUCGACGUACGUGGUAAACCCGGUGCCGCCAUCGUGGCGCCAACCGCCCAACUUUGUGUUUGUCGGGGGGAAUCCCAUGUGCAUAUCGGCAAAACCCCAAGUCGUCCCGCAAGAAAGCUUUGGCUUCUACGACGUAUGCAUGCCUAAAAGUGUAGCGUUGUCUGUGACAUUGACGCCGUUCAGUGCCGCGUUCGCGCUCCUUGGCCUUGGGAUGCUGACUCGCGAUCAGCUUCCGGCGACGGUGUACGCCGUGUGUUCGCUGUGCGAUGCCACGGCCGGCGCAUGUCGUGACGCCCUUCGCGACGCCUCCGCCUUGUACCAUGCGUUGAAUACACUUUAUCCUGACCUCGUCGAUGUCGUUCGCACUGCGGCGGACGACGUGGCCAACAUCAGCCUCGUACAAGUCGGGCUCAACACGUCCAACCAGACAACGACGAUCCUGCGCCAGCCACUCGUGCAAGCCAACGACCUGUGGACAUUCUUUGGGUGGGUGCAAUUGUACGACUGGGUGCACCAAGCCCGCGAAGUGGUGCGCUUCGAAGGCGACAAGGGCACCGCCACCGUCAUGUCCCGCAGCUACGACUCGCAGUCGUUUGCCCCCAAUAGCUUGGAAAUUCCCCAGAGCGCCGGGCUGUACUUUAAGUACCUCACCACGUACAUCACGGUCGUGUUUGGGUUGGUGGCUGCGAUCAUGGUCGCGUUCGGCGCCGGGACGUCUUUUCACGUGUUGGGACGAAACCUCUUUCGGUUCAAUCGGGUCGUGGGGUCGGUGUGGGUCGGGCGCAUCUUCCUCUUCGUGCGCGGCAUGACCGCCGUCGUGUUACUCAGCACGUCCAACAUUUACUUUGUCACAGAUCACGGGUUUGCGUCGCUGCAGUGGGCCCCGUACACUUUCGUCGAAGCCGUCGUCAUCUCGGGGGAGGCGACGUGGGUAGUGUACGUCCUCCAGGACUUUUUAGUCGUGUUCGUGGACGACUACUCUUACUACGCCGCGCCUGUGAGCAGUAGCCUCGCGUGGGGACUGGUAUUUGUGCAGGAGAUCGUCUCGCCCAACAAGGCGUCAAUGAACGUCGAACGGCAGUGCACGACGCUCAUCAUGGCCAAGCAGAUCGUGUGCAACAGCGGCCACAUCAUUCUCGGUCAGUUCCACAGAGUCACGACCAUCUUGGCGAUCCAGGGGGGGUGCACACUGGGCGUUUAUGUCAUGGCGUGGAUGUGGCGGUGGAAGCGGCACGUCCCCCCCGUCAUGACGCUGUUCAUUUCAGGGCCCGCCGAGUCGUACUUGGACUUCGUUUCGCACAGCGGCCCCCACGACAUUGUCGCCAAGGCGGACGAGGAGGGGGGACUCACGAGCUUUGACAAGGUGUCGUGCAUCAUGUGUGGCUUGCUUACGUUUCGCGUUGGCCGCACCCCGUUCGUGUUUGACUUGAAGGCGUGGAUGCUGAUCCGGCAGCGCAAAUCCGAGGUCGCGACGAGCAAGAAGCACGUGUGUGCCUUUCGGGGUCCGUCAAUGAUUGACCUCCGCCCGUCGUCGUCGCCGCCACCAACGUCGGUCUGGAACUCGCUCGACAAACUUCACCGCGUGGUCGCAUUCGCUGGCCUGAUGUACAUGGUGUCGUCGUUGGCCGGCAGCAUCGUGUACAUUGCGUCUACGGAACGCAACAUGGCAAACGACUUUUGGUGGGCCAACUUCAACGCGUCGGGGGCCCAUGCGUACUUGGGCAACUGGUUUUCCAAGCAGCUUCUAUUCCACCCGCACAACUUUACCGGUGUGCUGGAUGACGUCAAGCACAGCGACUACAUUCGGUACAACACGACCAGCACAUUCAUCUCGGUGAGUCCGUUGUAUGCAAAGCUCGUGCAAUAUCACGAAGUCAACUCGAUCGAACAUGCGAUCCAUGGCCUGCGGAUCAUGGACGCGUGCGAGGUGCCGUCAAUCAUGACACAGUACUGCUGGCUGGACUUGAAGCGCCAGUUUCCGAUGGCCAACUCGGGCGCUCGCCAACGCCGCUGCGACGGGUACAAACGUAAUGGCGCCGUAUACUUGGAGUCUGCGUUGCGCAACAUCCCAUGGGAGUCCGCCACAGCGUGCUGGUGGGCGAGUUCGUUUGACAUUGCCAUUGGAAACGACUUGCGGCAAUCUGCACAAGGCAUGGCGUGGCUGGACGCGGUCAAGUCUGCCCGUACUACGUUCACGUUACAUGACGAAGCCGCGCUUUGGCGGUCGGUGGGCAUCGAGCACUACACGACCCAGUACCAAAACUUCAAAAAGCUGGGCGUUGUCGAGCGAUUUCACAUCCAAAACGCGUUCGGGAUUGCAUACCCCCUGACAAUCCAAGCGUCGAAACCAGUGUACCAAAUGGGCAUGGAAACAUCCCUCAAGCUAUAUUGGACACUAGCCAAGGAUCUCGCCACCGUGACGAGUGCGUCGUCGUCCAUUUUCGGCACGAGUCUGCUCGCGUCCAGCGCCAACUUUUCGUUUAUGAACACGUCGUUGGAGACGGUUCUAACGUCGGCGUUGGUGCUGAGCCAGCCGUUGGAUCCGACGCUCGCCGCCUUUCGACGCGCGGUGGGCCCGUUCGGGUCUAUUGAUGCCAUCCACAUCCCUUGUCCUGCCGCGUUAGCCCACCUGUACCAGUUUGCGUCCGAAGCCACCGCCGCGGUGAUCGCCAACGACGACGGAGCGCAGCGCGCGUUUGCUAACCUCCCCCAAGCUACUACUUGGCUGCCGUGUCCACCCGAGUGGCUCAACAUCAGUCGGUACCCCGGCACUGUCAUGUGCCCCAAGUCUACGUCAACCACAAGUACGUCCAUCUUGUCGCUGUGGGUCGACGGGGGGUGCAGCUCCCUCACCGAAUCCGUGUAUCCGACCCCCAUGACGAGCUUGGUCGCGACGUUAGCGGCGAAUUCCACAGACGUGAACCGGACGUGCCAGAGUGACAUGCGCACCCCCGCCACGUGCCGGAAACUGCUGACCCAAGUCGCUCAGUUUCAAGCGCUGUAUUGGAACCACAACGAGGACGGCGUGUUGGGUGGAAUAGCGACAUGGGCGCGCCUGGCCAAAGCCAGCAUCGCGGCCCUGAACGUGUCAUUUCUCCAGUUCAAGGCCCCCGAAGGAACGAUCCUGACGCUAGGGCUGUUUGACAACCCCUCGUUUGAGUUCUUCGCGUGGGGGUAUGCGUUUGAGUGGCUCACGGGGACGCGGGAGGUGGUGUCCUUUGAGGGGGACAACGACAAACUCGUGCUCUUGAGCUCCGUCAGCGUCAUGCUGUCGUCGCCCCCCAACCCCCUCGAGAUCCCCGCCAACGUCGCGCUCUAUUUUCGAGGGUCGGUGGUGUACAUCACGGCCAUGUUGGCGUUUGUGGCGGUGCUGGCGACAGCGUUUAUUAUGGCCAGCGGGGGGCACAUUGAGGGCCUCAACAUGCUCGAGAUGAACCGCGUGGGGGGGAUUGUCUGGUCCGGGCGGCCGCUAUUGUUUCUCCGCAGCAUCGUUGCCAUCUGCCUGCUGAGCACGGCGCCGCUGGAGCUGACGCAGCUGGGGGCGUUAGGAGCUAUGACCAUGUUUAUCUCCAACCAGCUCACGUGGUACAAACUGGUGCUCGCGGCAGGCGAAGUCGGGUGGUUCGUGUUUGUCGUGACUGACGUCCUCAUUAUCUUCACGCAGGCGUACACGACGACGUACGCCGUCAUGUGCGGCAUCUUGGUGUGGCUCGUCGCCGUCAUCUUCACCAUGGCGGUGCCCGUGGCGCAUUCGGUCUCUGUCCAUCGAUCUUGUAUCAUCCUAAGCAUGGACUUCCAGUCCGAGUGCACCGCCGGCACAGUGUACGUCGGCAGCGUCGGCCGAUUCACCCAAUUGGUGGUAAUGUCGUUGGCGAGUAUGGCGCUGUGCUACGCCGUCGAGAGGCUCCGCCGUCCGCGCUUGAAGGACACGAGACGACACAUGUCGAUGCUGCUGUCCACGAGCAGCAGGUACCUCUUUGCGCUCGACAAGUGGCAGUACAACAACUGCUACUACCUAGACAAGGCGUCCGCUGUCAUCACGGGCGUGCUGUGCGUGGAGCGACAGGGGCAGUUUUACGUACUCGACAUCAAGCUGUGGCGCUUGUUUGUGCUCCAAGUGCCCGCGGAAUACCGACCCCCUCCCGACCACCCCAUGCACGAACGGUCGUACUUUGCCUUUCCAUUGAUCGGCACCGGCAUCGACCGCGACAGCAACGACGUGCUGUCCCGCGUGGGGAGGUGACCGCCCACCUCGCGAUAACGUGUAUGUGUGGUGGCUCCUUGUCCUAUGUACGCACGUUGUAUGUUUGGUUGAGGUUUGGCCAGCUAUAAACAGACAUGGUACAUCAAUCCGUAGUAACGUUACCGUCACUGGUGUGGUCCGUUCUCCAGUGAUUGGGUAGUACCUGUGAAGACCCAGUUGGCUGUAGGGAUGCCUACUACCAACUCCAGCACCAUCGUGUUAUCGAGCCAUCGGACUUCAGCUCUCACAAGUGUAGUUCUAUCUAACACACAAAGUGGAAAAACGAGCACAUAUGGCUGCCGCAUUGCCCAACGCAAUAGACUUUAUUCCCCGAUGCCAGACUGUAUUAUUGCAAAGACAAAGAAGCAUCUACGGCGGCGAAUUCGAGGGCGGCGAUCUCAUCCUUGGGUUUGGUUCCGUCCACGAUCAAGAUAUUGGACGUGGCCUCAAACGUCGCGAGGACGGUGCCGCAGUUGUCGUGGUACUUGGCCAGCCGAUUACGAAUCGUGAGCUCCGUGUCGUCGGAUCGCUGGACGACUUUGUCGUGGAGUUCCGGCGGCGGUGGGUUGAACGUCAAGUGGUAUGUUUUGCCUGUGUCCAGGUCCACUCGUCGGCCAGAAAUACGCGUAACGACCUCGUCGUCGGCAACGUCCAACACGAUCACGAGAGUGGGCACGAUCUGGUGUGCCAGCAUCGCCUCGGCUUGGACGCGUGUGCGGGGGAAGCCGUCGAGGAGCCAGCCCUUGGUGGCGCAAUCCUGUUCUUCCAAGCGAUGGAGGAUCACGCGAAUGAUCACGUCGUCUGGAACCAGUUCACCAGCGUCCAUGAAGCUCUUUGCAUGCAAGCCGAUUUCGGUCCCUGCCUGAAUCGACGUCCGGAGCAUGUCGCCUGUGGAAAGAUGCACGAUGCCGUACUUGUCCACGAGCAGUUCGCAUUGGGUACCCUUGCCACCGGCGGGAGGGCCGCAGAUGACAAUUCUGGGAGGCGCCAUCGAUAUCACGAGCACAACGCAAAAAAAAAGAGAUCUUUUAGUCCUGAAUUCCCAAUACCGGUCAAACUAUGAAUAAACAUUUCUG
Molecule: messenger RNA, 6569 nt
Organism: Aphanomyces astaci
Lineage: Eukaryota; Oomycota; Saprolegniomycetes; Saprolegniales; Verrucalvaceae
Exons: 1
Coding region: 1-5493 (1830 amino acids)
Source: RefSeq, a predicted model, not a curated record